AUGACUGGACUAAAUGAGGAAAAUUUUGACGGGACCCAAUCGGAUAAGAGAUUGGAUAUUUUGCAACCUUUGGAUUAUUCUUUUAUGAAUAUAAAUAACUUGGCAGACUUACCUACUUCGGACCCGAGAAUAAUACCUAACAGUAAUUUGGUCAUUAAAAGAGGCAGAGAUGGCAAAUGGGUUUCCCAGACUCUGAAGAUAAACAACAACCAAAUAGAGGACAUUUCUGCACUACCUACUGUGGUUUUUGAGCUUUUUGGCGACACGUCUAGCUUGACAUGGUUAGAUAUAUCUUGCAACAACAUAUCUAGUAUUUCAAAUUCUUUAAGUAGUCUUAAACACCUGAAAAUAAUCUACUUGCACGGGAACAAAUUAGCAUCGUUCCAGGAAGUAACAAAACUCCAACAGUUACCAGAGUUGUCGAGACUUACGUUACAUGGAAACCCAGUUGAAAAAGAAAAGGGUUACUUUUACAUGGUUCUCUCGAUAUUGCCAAAACUAAUAACUCUGGAUUUCACUGGGAUCUCAAGGGCAGACAGACAAACUGCUGCACUGAUUAAACCUCCUGGUCGCAAAAAACAUUGA
Schistosoma turkestanicum is the source of this 585-nucleotide messenger RNA. NCBI's taxonomy places the organism in Eukaryota, Metazoa, Platyhelminthes, Trematoda, Strigeidida, Schistosomatidae. The record is from the annotation of a GenBank genome assembly.